AUGAAUAACUCUACGGUGAACUUCACCACAGCUGGAGCAUCCACAACUUUAGACUUUGGGCUACUGGAGAGUCAAGGAAUGAGUAUAUUAUUGCUGGUCGGUCUUCCUAUACACUCCUAUAUUAUUUGGCUCAUCAUCACAGGAGCAGGAAGCGGAGUUGCAUCGGAGUUCUUCACCCUCAAUCUCUCUGUUUGUGAGAUUGGUAACAGCGUUAAUGCAAUCUUUGGGAUACUGUCAUAUUUCUAUUUACAUUUUAAAAUGUUAACACAGUUUUUGCAAGGACUGGGAGUCGCCGGGCGUCCUCUGUUUCAGUGUCUGAUCUGUGUCGAGCGUUACCUGGCGGUGGUUCAUCCUGUAACCUUUCUGAAGUACAAACCUCUCAGAUACAGAGUGAUCUGCAGCGCUGAGGCCUGGAUAAUUUGUCUUGGAUCCUGUUUAGUCAGCUUUUUUAGUUUAGUCUUGCUCGACAUGAAAGCAUACGUAUGGAUCCUCUCCCUGCACUUCCUCAUCUUCUUCUUCAUCCAGUUGUUUUGUCUCGUGGCUGUUCUCAGAGCUCUGAAGCAGUCAGGACCAGGAGAGAGAGGAAGAGAAAAAAAAGAGGAAAACCGCAUGAAGAGAAGAGCGUUUUAUCUUAUUCUGAUAACAACAAUGAACAUGAUUAUCCUGUACGUACCUUAUACUGUCACAGGAUUCUUCGUCAUUGUAACACAUCAGAAUAUUUUUGAUUUCUGGUCUCCUGCUUGUCUUUGUUAUGUACUGGCUGGUUUUGUGCAGCCUAUUUUUUAUUUACAACGGGCUGGAAAACUCUUCUGCCUCUGUUCAUCAUAA
This is a messenger RNA of Puntigrus tetrazona (Sumatra barb), 828 nucleotides long. Its product is annotated as somatostatin receptor type 1-like. Gene Ontology annotation, biological process: positive regulation of Rho protein signal transduction; phospholipase C-activating G protein-coupled receptor signaling pathway. The record is from RefSeq and is a predicted model, not a curated record. NCBI's taxonomy places the organism in Eukaryota, Metazoa, Chordata, Actinopteri, Cypriniformes, Cyprinidae. Gene Ontology annotation, molecular function: G protein-coupled receptor activity. Gene Ontology annotation, cellular component: membrane. Bases 1 to 828 code for a protein of 275 amino acids. The transcript has a single exon.